This is a messenger RNA of Wyeomyia smithii (pitcher-plant mosquito), 884 nucleotides long. Its product is annotated as trypsin-2-like. The transcript has 2 exons. Gene Ontology annotation, molecular function: serine-type endopeptidase activity. Bases 1 to 795 code for a protein of 264 amino acids. NCBI's taxonomy places the organism in Eukaryota, Metazoa, Arthropoda, Insecta, Diptera, Culicidae. The record is from RefSeq and is a predicted model, not a curated record. Gene Ontology annotation, biological process: proteolysis.
AUGAUCAUUCGGUUGGUAGUUUUGAUCUCCUCGGUGUUGAUUGUUAACGCAGCGGACCCUGAACUGAAGGGUGGAAUCGAGUCCUCAUGGGGAACAUUCGCUUCGGCUUGUUUUAUUAGGACACCUGACCGCAGCUUCUGUGGUGCAGCGGUUAUCCAUCCGGAAGUGGUUCUGACACUUGCUCAAUGCGUUUUCGAUGAGCAAAACUCUUCGGUUGUCGACCCCCGUCAGGUGGAGAUCAUCGCAGGGGACAUGAAUAUCGCUGAGAAAUCUUUAGAACGGCAGCAGCGAGAUGUUUUGCAAGUUAUUGUUCACGAAAAUUACACUGUUCACAAUCACCGAAACGACCUUGCUCUGCUGCGGGUAGAACAGGCUUUCCAAUUGCCCUCGAACACGCUGCAGAUUGCCGAGAGAAGACGUCGGAUUGUACCGAUUGGUGCGGUCUGUCUACUCCCCGGUUGGAGCAUGGAACGCAGUGCAACUGCCACUUCAACAGAGUCCAACCAGAAAUAUUUGGAAGUGGAAAUCCUCGAUCGAGAUACCUGCAACCAGCCGAACAUGCAUGUCGGCUUAAUCCGAGAGGACAUGAUCUGCGGGGGAAAUCUGCUGCGUAGCAUGAAUGCUCCGUGCAGUGGAAAUCUUGGCUCUCCACUGUUCUGCGACAGUGAACUGACCGGGAUGCUCUCGUUUGGAGUGAACUGUGGAGCUGCCAAUGAUCCACCGGUUUUCAUGCAGGUGCGUUUCUUCAAUCGCUGGAUCGAGGAGCAGCUGCGGGGGAUGGGGUUAUCUGAGUGAUUGUACGUUUUACUUCUCUGAUUGUAAAAAUGCUUAAACACUUAAACAAUUGAUCAGUAACUCUUAAACCUAAGAAUUCUUUUGAUUUA